Letharia columbiana is the source of this 855-nucleotide messenger RNA. RefSeq lists its product as uncharacterized. The transcript is spliced from 2 exons. Bases 1 to 855 code for a protein of 284 amino acids. Lineage: Eukaryota; Fungi; Ascomycota; Lecanoromycetes; Lecanorales; Parmeliaceae. The record is from RefSeq and is a predicted model, not a curated record.
AUGCAAGACAAUCUAGACUUGCGGGUCCCCCAACUGGGCUUGCUGCACUUGACUGAAGACAUGGACAUCGUAAAACCGGAAAUCCAUCAGCCAUCGACACGCCUUGUUGUUGCGGAGCGUCAACCGCCUUCUCUGCUAGAUCUGCCAUUUGAAUUGAGAGACGAUAUACUCAGAUACCUCCUAGUGUCGAACACGGAGGUUCGGCCAUACUCUGCUGACUCGGUAUCUGUGCACCCUUCAAUCUUGGGUACCUGCAAGCAAAUCCGUGACGAAGGUAUCGGAUACCUCUACAAGAAGAACAGCUUUGUCUUGGACGAACCCAUUAAUACAAUGCAAUUCUUCUCAAGGGAAUUCCAAGGCAGCCGCUCGCUCAUCACCAACAUGACUUUCGACCUUGGUGCCGCCCUCCCGCUACUAGACCGCCGUGGGCACCCCAGCUCCAGCCACACUAGGCAGGGUUGGCAGGAUAAUUACAAAAACCUGCGGGAACUGGCACUCUCAAUCCUACACUGGAGCAUGGCGCUGGAGAACAUACCGGCAGGAUUGUCCUCUGUGACAGUCAUCCAGUACGACUUCCUGAAACACUGCCUUCACAUCCGGUUGUUCGAUGCCGCACAUACUUUGUAUUUCUGCCCAGGUUGCGCAUUUACACAAUUUGCCCGAGACCACCCUGUUGAAGAAUUCUUGCCGAGUGCUUUGGCAGGGCGCAUUCGUUUUACGCAGGGUCCACAGGGUCUGAUUUCCUAUAUUCCUGAUGCCAGUCCGCAUGUUAGUGACGAGGAAGCUCGAAUGCGACGGGACGAGUUGGAGGAGAUCGUGGCGCGCAGGGUUUCCAAGAUAUACAAUCGGCCUUGA